Messenger RNA from Rosa chinensis, 1253 nucleotides. Its product is annotated as casparian strip membrane protein 2. The record is from RefSeq and is a predicted model, not a curated record. The transcript is spliced from 3 exons. Lineage: Eukaryota; Viridiplantae; Streptophyta; Magnoliopsida; Rosales; Rosaceae. The coding region runs from base 144 to 770 and encodes 208 amino acids.
AUGAUGUAUAAGGCAUCACUAUAUAUUGGAUUAAACUAACCCAUUAACUGUAUUCUCUUCUCCCUACCCUAUAAAUGUAAUACAUUCCAUGCCAAUUUUCUUCAAUCUAGCUAGCUACCUCUCACAUUCUAAAACAUCCUAUUAUGGACUCGAAAGAGAGUGAAAACAUAGCAGUUACUGAUGCAAAGGCCGCGGCCAAAGGUAAGGCUGCAGAAGGUGCUCAUCCUACUGCUGACGUCGCAAUGAAAACCAAAACACAGACUAGAAGAGGAUCCAAGAAAGGACUAGCAAUCGUAGACUUGGUCCUCAGGCUUGGUGCCAGUUCGGCUGCUGUUGCUGCUGCUUACAGUCCAUUAAGCUCUGAGCAGAUUCUUCCCUUCUUCACACAGUUCCUCCAGUUCCAUGCUGAAUACAAUGAUCUCCCGACUUUCACGUUUUUUGUCGUUGCAAAUGCGAUUGCUGUUGGAUAUAUUGGCCUCUCCAUGCCCUUCUCUAUUGUAUGCAUCAUUCGACCACGUGCAAUAGGGCCGAGGCUUCUACUGGUUUUCUGUGACACGGUGAUGAUUGCUCUAGUGGUAGCUGCUGCCGGAGCUUCUUCUGCGAUAAUGUACUUGGCUCAUAACGGAAAUUUGGACUCGAACUGGCUUGCUAUUUGUAUGCAAUAUACUAACUUUUGCCAGGGACUAAGUGGGGCUGUUGUGGCUUCAUUUGUCGCUGCGGUCUUUUUCAUGUUGCUGGUUGUGAAUUCUACUUUUGCUCUUAAGAAGUAAUGAGAAGGGAGGCUUCUUGUUGAAUAUGAUAUCAGGCCUCAAAAGAAAGAAAGAAGCUGUGGAGAGGAACAAAAACAACAGGAGUUAUAUGUUUUCUGCUUUCUUAAAGUGUGGUGUGUAUAAUUAAUUGCAAGAAUUUCGGAUUGAUGUAAAUUAUUAAAGUAAUGGGUAUACACGCGGUGAACACAUUGGUUUUUUUUUUUUUUUUGGUACAGUGGAGGCACCAACUCAAAACAAAACAAAAGAAAAAAACCAAGUACCCAACAUGAGUCUCGGCCUAGCAAUCCCAACAAUGUCAUCCAAUGAAGCUUCAAUUACUAGGCUUGGAGGGAAUUCAGAGUGCAAACUACUCUUCUAGAGUAAUUCAUAAUAUAUUUAGCAAGCACCAUAUUACCUUCCCUAUGAAUAUGCUUAACACUCACAAACUCAAACCUUCAGCUCAGGUUCCUGUAAAUUGACCAAAAUAGUUUAAUCAGUGAGCUG